AUGAUGAAACAGGAAGGAAAGAGGGAGGAGGAUGAAGAUGGUGGGGAGGAGGAGAAAGAGAAGGAAGAAGAGGAUGAGGAAAAAAAUUUUUACUACUUAUUAGGCGACAUCCUCAAUAACAGCUUAGAGAAGGAGAAUGUUUCUUUGCCACCUCCAUUAAACAUCACUAAAUCAUAUCAAAACUUUAAUAUUUGUUGA
Molecule: messenger RNA, 198 nt
Organism: Loa loa (African eye worm)
Lineage: Eukaryota; Metazoa; Nematoda; Chromadorea; Rhabditida; Onchocercidae
Exons: 1
Coding region: 1-198 (65 amino acids)
Source: RefSeq, a predicted model, not a curated record